Molecule: messenger RNA, 1248 nt
Organism: Haliotis rubra (blacklip abalone)
Lineage: Eukaryota; Metazoa; Mollusca; Gastropoda; Lepetellida; Haliotidae
Product: flocculation protein FLO11-like
Exons: 2
Coding region: 1-1248 (415 amino acids)
Source: RefSeq, a predicted model, not a curated record
AUGCCAGGUAUCGUUGUGUCAAGUACAGAUAUGUCAGCUAUGGUUGUGUCAAGUGCCAAUAUGUCAGGUAUCACUGUGUCAAGUACCGAUGUGUCAGGUAUCACUGUGUCAAGUAUAUGUCGUUGUGUCAAGUACCAUAUGUCAGGUAUCGUUGUGUCAAGUACCAAUAUGUCAGGGUUCCAUGUGUCAAGUACCGAUAUGUCAGGUAUCACUGUGUCAAGUACCGAUAAGUCAGGUAUCCAUGUGUCAAGUACAGAUAUGUCAGCUAUGGUUGUGUCAAGUACCAAUAUGUCAGGUAUCACUGUGUCAAGUACCGAUGUGUCAGGUAUCACCGUGUCAAGGACCGAUGUGUCAGGUUGCAUUGUGUCAAGUACCGAUAUGUCAGGUAUCAUCGUGUCAAGUAAAGAUAUGUCAGGUAUCGUUGUGUCAAGUACCGAUGUGUCAGGUAGCAUCGUGUCAAGUACCGAUAUGUCAGGUAGCAUCGUGUCAAGUACCAAUAUGUCAGGUAUCACUGUGUCAAGUACUGAUAUGUCAGGUAUCGUUGUGACAAGUACCGAUAUGUCAGGUAGCAUCGUGUCAAGUACCGAUAUGUCAGGUAUCAUCGUGUCAAGUACAGAUAUGUCAGGUAUCGUUGUGUUAAGUACAGAUAUGUCAGGUAUCACUGUGUCAAGUACCAAUAUGUCAGGUAUCGUCGUUUCAAGUACCGAUAUGUCAGGUAUCACUGUGUCAAGUACCGAUAUGUCAGGUAUCGCUGUGACAAGAACCGAUAUGCCAGGUAUCACUGUGUCAAGUACCGAUAUGUCAGGUAUCAUCGUGUCAAGUACCAAUAUGUCAGGUAUCGUUGUGUUAAGUACAGAUAUGUCAGGUAUCACUGUGCCAAGUACCAUUAUGUCAGGUAUCGUUGUGUCAAGUACCGAUAUGUCAGGUAUCCUCGUGUCAGUACCAAUAUGUCAGGACAAUGGAAUGCGUUCUGUUAUCGAAAUCACAACUGGACAGUACAAUGGAACGUGGUCUGUUAUCGAGAUCAUCACUGGACUGGACAUGGGAACGUGGUCUGUUAUCGAGAUCAUCACUGGACUGGACAGUGGAAGUCGUUCUGUUAUCGAGAUCACAACUGGACAGGACAAUGGAACGUGGUCUGUUAUCGAGAUCAUCACUAGACUGGACAUGGGAACGUGGUCUGUUAUCGAGAUCACAACUGGACAGGACAGGGUUACAUGGUCUGUUAUCGAGAUCACAACUGAAUAG